AUGGCAUCUUCUAUUUUGCGUUCCAAAAUAAUACAAAAACCGUACCAAUUAUUCCACUACUAUUUUCUUCUGGAGAAGGCUCCUGGUUCUACAGUUAGUGAUUUGAAUUUUGAUACAAACAUACAAACGAGUUUACGUAAAUUAAAGCAUCAUCAUUGGACGGUGGGAGAAAUAUUCCAUUAUGGGUUUUUGGUUUCCAUACUUUUUUUCGUGUUUGUGGUUUUCCCAGCUUCAUUUUUUAUAAAAUUACCAAUAAUCUUAGCAUUUGCUACUUGUUUUUUAAUACCCUUAACAUCACAAUUUUUUCUUCCUGCCUUGCCCGUUUUCACUUGGUUGGCAUUAUAUUUUACGUGUGCUAAAAUACCUCAAGAAUGGAAACCAGCUAUCACAGUUAAAGUUUUACCAGCUAUGGAAACAAUUUUGUACGGCGAUAAUUUAUCAAAUGUUUUGGCAACCAUCACUACCGGAGUGUUAGAUAUAUUGGCAUGGUUACCAUAUGGGAUUAUUCAUUUCAGUUUCCCAUUUGUACUUGCUGCUAUUAUAUUUUUAUUUGGGCCACCGACGGCAUUAAGAUCAUUUGGGUUUGCCUUUGGUUAUAUGAACUUGCUUGGAGUCUUGAUUCAAAUGGCAUUCCCAGCUGCUCCUCCAUGGUACAAAAACUUGCACGGAUUAGAACCAGCUAAUUAUUCAAUGCACGGGUCUCCUGGUGGACUUGGAAGGAUAGAUAAAUUGUUAGGUGUUGAUAUGUAUACCACCGGAUUUUCCAAUUCAUCAAUCAUUUUUGGGGCAUUCCCAUCGUUACAUUCAGGAUGUUGUAUCAUGGAAGUGUUAUUUUUGUGUUGGUUGUUUCCACGAUUCAAGUUUGUGUGGGUUACAUACGCAUCUUGGCUUUGGUGGAGCACGAUGUAUUUGACUCAUCACUACUUUGUCGAUUUGAUUGGUGGAGCCAUGUUAUCUUUGACUGUUUUUGAAUUCACUAAAUAUAAAUAUUUGCCAAAAAACAAAGAAGGCCUUUUCUGUCGUUGGUCAUACACUGAAAUUGAAAAAAUCGAUAUCCAAGAAAUUGACCCUUUAUCAUACAAUUAUAUCCCUAUCAACAGCAAUGAUAAUGAAAGCAGAUUGUAUACGAGAGUGUACCAAGAGUCUCAGGUUAGUCCCCCACUGAGAGCUGAAACACCUGAAGCAUUUGAGAUGUCAAAUUUUUCUAGGUCCAGACAAAGCUCAAAGACUCAGGUUCCAUUGAGUAAUCUUACUAACAAUGAUCAAGUGCCUGGAAUUAACGAAGAGGAUGAAGAAGAAGAAGGCGAUGAAAUUUCGUCGAGUACUCCUUCGGUGUUUGAAGACGAACCACAGGGUAGCACAUAUGCUGCAUCCUCAGCUACAUCAGUAGAUGAUUUGGAUUCCAAAAGAAAUUAG
Messenger RNA from Candida albicans SC5314, 1416 nucleotides. RefSeq names its product inositol phosphorylceramide synthase (gene AUR1). Gene Ontology annotation, molecular function: inositol phosphoceramide synthase activity. Gene Ontology annotation, cellular component: inositol phosphoceramide synthase complex. The record is from RefSeq and is a predicted model, not a curated record. Bases 1 to 1416 code for a protein of 471 amino acids. Gene Ontology annotation, biological process: sphingolipid biosynthetic process; inositol phosphoceramide metabolic process. Lineage: Eukaryota; Fungi; Ascomycota; Pichiomycetes; Serinales; Debaryomycetaceae. The transcript has a single exon.